Molecule: messenger RNA, 1912 nt
Organism: Cicer arietinum (chickpea)
Lineage: Eukaryota; Viridiplantae; Streptophyta; Magnoliopsida; Fabales; Fabaceae
Gene: UGT73AC1
Product: probable UDP-glucosyl transferase 73B6
Molecular function (GO): UDP-glucosyltransferase activity
Source: RefSeq, a predicted model, not a curated record
CAUAAUAUAAAAGAAAAAAAAGUUUAAAGAAUGUGGAUUUAUUACUUGUUAUUAAAUGGUGGUUCACUAUUCUAUCCAAAUUCGGAAUUCCAAUCCACUAGACUCCUUGAUUUCAACCAACUAUGUAACCUCUGAACAUGCUUUAAUAUGUCAUUCAUGACGUUUUCUGGAUCAACCUUUUCUGAUGUUAUCUAAAAGUCUUACCAUCUUCAAAACAAAUUGGACUUACAUCUCUCUACUCUCCUUCAUAACUCAAACUUCCUCACUAAAGCAAAUCAUCAUCAUAAUCAUUUGAACAUGGACCAUGAAACUGAUUCAGUUAGAAUUUUCUUCUUCCCUUUCGUAGGUGGAGGUCAUCAAAUACCAAUGAUAGACACAGCAAGAGUGUUUGCAAAACAUGGAGCAAUAUCAACCAUCCUAACAACACCCUCCAAUGCUCUUCAAUUUAAAAACUCAAUCACUCGAGACCAAAAAUCAAAUCUUCCAAUUACUAUUCACACUCUCACCGAAAUAACCGACACAGACACAGACAUGUCUGCUGGUCCCAUGAUAGAUACCUCUGUUCUUCUUGAACCUCUCAAACAGUUCCUUCUUCAACACAAACCCGAUUGUAUAGUUGUUGACAUGUUUCAUCGUUGGGCUGGUGACAUCAUCGAUGAUCUCAAAAUCCCAAGAAUUGUUUUCACAGGUAACGGUUGCUUCCCUCGAUGUGUCAUUGAAAAUACUAGAAAACAUGUUGUGUUUGAUAAUCUGAGUUCAGAUUAUGAACCUUUCCUUGUUCCUGGUCUUCCUGAUAGAAUCGAAAUGACAAAAUCUCAGGUUCCGAUUUUCAUGAGAAACACAUCUCAGAUUCCUGAUAGAAUAAAACAGUUGGAUGAAAAAAGCUUUGGUACUGUUAUCAAUAGCUUCUAUGAUUUUGAACCAGCUUAUGCUGAUUACACAAGAAAUGUAUUGGGAAUAAAAGCAUGGCUUGUAGGACCGGUUUCUCUUUGUAAUAGAAGCGUAGAAGAUAAGAAAGAGAGAGGGAAACAACCAACUAUGGAUGAACAAAGUUGUUUGAAUUGGUUGAAUUCUAAGAAACCAAAUUCAGUUCUUUAUGUAAGUUUUGGAAGCUUGGCUCGGUUACACACGAAACAGAUCAAGGAAAUUGCUUAUGGUCUUGAAGCUUCUGAUCAAUCAUUCAUUUGGGUGGUUGGGAAGAUUCUGAACUCAACUGAUAAAGAAGAAACUUGUGGUGAAAAUUGGGUUCUUGAUGAAUUUGAAAAGAGGAUGAAGGAAUUGGAUAAAGGUUUGAUUUUUAGAGGUUGGGCUCCUCAACUUCUGAUAUUGGAGCAUGAUGCAGUUGGAGGGUUUAUGACUCAUUGUGGAUGGAAUUCAACUUUAGAAGGUGUGUGUGUUGGAGUGCCAAUGAUAACGUGGCCACUUUCAGCUGAACAAUUUAUUAAUGAGAAAUUGGUAACAGAUGUGUUGAAGAUAGGGGUUCAAGUUGGAAGUAAAGAGUGGGGAACGUGGGAUAGGGAGAGGAAAGAGUUGGUGGGAAGAGAAAAAGUGGAGUUUGCAGUGAAGAAGUUGAUGAGGAAGAGUGAAGAGACAGAAGAAAUGAGAAGGAGAGUUAAACAAAUUGCAGAGAAUGCAAAAAGUGCUGUUGAAGAAGGUGGAACAUCUUAUGCUGAUAUUGAUGCCUUUAUUCAGGAACUUAAAGCUUGCAGAUUCACAAGUCAAGUUUAGAUUGUUAAACAAUGCAAGCCAACGGCCACAUCAUACCAUGCAUAGACCUUGCAAGACUCUUCUUUUCAAGAGGACUCAAAGUCACCAUCAUCACAACCCAUCUCAACGUACCCCUCAUUUCAAGAACCAUUGGGAAAUCCAAAAUCAACAUCAAAACCAUUCAAUUUCCUUCACCUCAACACAC